Molecule: messenger RNA, 696 nt
Organism: Rotaria sp. Silwood1
Lineage: Eukaryota; Metazoa; Rotifera; Eurotatoria; Philodinida; Philodinidae
Source: the annotation of a GenBank genome assembly
AUGACUAAUGUCGACGAAUACACUUAUGAAGUAAUCAAUAAUGAAAAUGAUGCACAUGUGUGUGCUCGACUCAUAGCCGAAGAAUUCACUUCAAGGAAUCUUUUAACUAUAUUCGAUAAAAUAUCAUCGGAACGAUUUUUUGAACUAGUAUCAUGGCCAUGGAUGAAAGAGGCACUCGAUCAACGACUGUCGUUUCUUGCACGACAUCGUUCUUCGGGCGAAAUCGUUGCAGCAAUUAUAGCAAUGGAUCUAUAUGUGAUUCGCAAGAAGUAUCCAUACGAUGCUUCUAGUCCGCCAGCAGCCAUACCAAUCGAGGAUCUAAGCGACGAAAUGGAUGAAAUAUUCAUUCGCCAAGAUUUUGGUAAAGAACUAAAACCGAAUAUGGUUUUAUACAUUUUGAUGGGGGCAACUCGAGUUCAACGUUCAGGCAAAGGUGUGGCCAGUCGAUUACGAACACUCAUGUGCAAUAAUGCACGAAAUACACAAGGGUUUCAAUAUGCAAUUAUACAAUCGACAAAUCAAGUGACACGUCAUAUCUAUGUCGAUAAGAUGGGUGGAAAAGAAUUAAGAAUUGUUGAUCCAAGAACAUGGAUAUGGAAGAAGAAUGGCGAUGAAUUAUCCUGUCCAUACAAGGAUUACAAGGGUGAAUCUAUAUCAAUUAUUCUAAUCAAGCUAAUACCAGAUCAUGAUCAGUAA